This is a messenger RNA of Nasonia vitripennis (jewel wasp), 1196 nucleotides long. RefSeq lists its product as uncharacterized. The transcript is spliced from 3 exons. Bases 471 to 1097 code for a protein of 208 amino acids. Gene Ontology annotation, biological process: NADH dehydrogenase complex assembly. The record is from RefSeq and is a predicted model, not a curated record. NCBI's taxonomy places the organism in Eukaryota, Metazoa, Arthropoda, Insecta, Hymenoptera, Pteromalidae.
UGCCUUACGCGGGCCUUUUAGUUCACACGCAAAAGUAAAGCAGACAGCUUCAGUACGAACCUUCGGGGCCCCAGACUCGUUUGCAAGCGUAGCAAGUCACACCGCCGCGAUCACCCAACAGAGGCAGAAUUGAUCCACAAUCCGGGCAAAAACCAGGAGUCGUCGUGAAAGACACGCCGUCGUCAGAAGAGCCCAUCUUUAGCCAACUUUUUUUACGAUUUUGCCUGCACUAGUUUGUUUUCCGAGACUUCUAUAAACAAGUGCGUAAAAACCAUCCGGCGGCCAUGCUCCAGCUCAUUUGACUACGGACUAGCCACUACUUUCACGCAGCAUCGCAGGAAAAAACGCACGUGGUUUAGUUGAACGUCUUGGUGAUUCUUGCCUGGCAGCAGUUCAUAUUUGAUCGUGUUUUGGCAGAGAUUCAGAGUAUUUUCUAAAAUCCCGAAGACAAUACAAUUGCAUCGCCAAAAAUGCGCUUUUACCACAUCUUUGCUGGUAUUACAUAUAUUAUAUUCGGCAGUGCGAUGAUGAAAUCAUCGAAUGGAAGCAAACUCGUGCUCGACUUCACGAAGCUGGACAACCUGAACGGCUGGAUGGAAUCAUCCGACACGGUCCGCAGGGUCGGCAUGUCCAAGGCGACCUUGACCCUGCAGAAGACCCAAGUCUUCCAGCGCGCCGUCUUCUUCACGCUCCUGAAUGCCCAGCCUAACGGCGCAGGUUUCGCGGGUAUGCGGAUCCCGGUAAGCUGGGACCUGCGCGAGUACGACGAGCUGAGGAUCAGGUGUCGGGGCCAGGGCCAGAACUCGCACUACAAGAUCGUGCUGCGACACAAGGGCCAGUCGUCGAGCGACGAGGUCGAGUACGAGCAGUUCUUCGAGGCGCCCCUGUCCAACAGCAGCUUCUCCGAGGUCGUGCUGCCGCUCGGCAACUUCAAGCCCUACUUCCGCGGCCGGGAGGUAAAGGACGCGGAGCCGCUGGAUCGCGCGCGCAUAAGCAUGUUCGGCCUGCAGAUCUACGGGGGCGUUUACCUGCCCAUCAAGCAGUCCGGCGUCUCCGCUCUGGAGAUCGAGACGGUCGAAGUUCGCAGGAACAAUUAGUGUCAACUGCUUAUGAUUUUGUACUCGGUCUUGAUUAUAUACUCGAACGUAUUUUGUAUCGGCAUGAAUAAAUAUGCUCGCUCAAGCUAGUUGGAUCAA